This is a messenger RNA of Myotis daubentonii (Daubenton's bat), 1107 nucleotides long. RefSeq names its product ras homolog family member D (gene RHOD). Gene Ontology annotation, biological process: small GTPase-mediated signal transduction. Gene Ontology annotation, molecular function: GTPase activity; GTP binding. Lineage: Eukaryota; Metazoa; Chordata; Mammalia; Chiroptera; Vespertilionidae. The record is from RefSeq and is a predicted model, not a curated record.
CACAUUCCAGCCCCGCCGGCCAGCCCCGCGCCCGGCCUGCGCGCAGCCUGGGCGGACGGCGCUCCGGCUCCGCGCCCGGCCCCUCGGCCGCCCCGCGAUGAAGGCGGCCCGGGCCGCGGGCGAGGAGGCGCCGCAGGGCGCGCGGCCGGUCAAGGUGGUCCUAGUGGGCGACGGCGGCUGCGGGAAGACGUCGCUGCUGAUGGUCUUCGCCGAGGGGGACUUCCCCGAGAGCUACACACCCACGGUGUUUGAGCGGCUCACCGUUAAUCUGCAAAUGAAGGGCAACCCUGUGGAGCUCCAAAUCUGGGACACAGCAGGACAAGUCGAUUAUGACCGCCUGCGGCCCCUCUUCUACCCUGACGCCAGUGUCCUGCUCCUCUGCUUCGAUGUCACCAACCCACACAGCUUUGAGAACAUCCUUAACCGGUGGUACCCAGAGGUGAAUCACUUCUGCAAGGGGGUGCCCGUCAUCCUCGUGGGCUGCAAGACGGAUCUGCGCAAGGACAGGUCCCUGGUGAAGAAGCUCUGGAAAAAUAAGUUGGAGCCCGUGACCUACCACAGGGGCCAGGAGAUGGCGAGGUCCGUGAGAGCAGUGGCCUACCUGGAGUGCUCGGCGCGGCUCCGAGAAAACGUCCACGCCGUCUUCCAAAAGGCCGUCAAGGUGGCUCUCAGCAGCCGCAGUCGCAACUACUGGCGGCGGAUCGCCCGGAGCUUCUGCGUGCUGACCUGACAGCGUGGGCCCUCCCUGCCCAGCUCGCCCAGCAGCGCCGGACGGAACUGGGCGCCGACCUCUUCCCAGCGGGCUAGGCUGGGCCCAGUUCCCAGGCUGUGACCGAACCGCCCUUCAGACCCAUGGUCAGCACGGAGGCCAGCCCCCUCAUGCCGGGGCUGAGAUCCCUGAACUGAAGUGAAAUCCCCCUGAGACCUGAGGAAGGGGGUUCCCUGGGCCCCCCUGCCCUGUGGAGGGCUAGUCCUGGAGCCCCCACGCGCCCAGCCCUGGACCGCACAUCCAGGAGUGGCCACGCAGCUGGGCCACCUCGCGGCUGUUCCCGGGGCUGCACUUUCCUCUCCUUCAGGCAGGACCUGCUGGUCCCAGGACCACUCCCA